Cladocopium goreaui is the source of this 2514-nucleotide messenger RNA. The record is from the annotation of a GenBank genome assembly. Lineage: Eukaryota; Dinophyceae; Suessiales; Symbiodiniaceae.
AUGAUCCGAGAGAAGGGGUCGCGGGAGGCGGAAGAGACACAUGAGGAGAAAAGAACUUCAUCCACCAAGCUUGAGGCGUCCCAGGCACCAAGCAUUCCAGCGAGUGCUUUCGAUAACCUGGACAAGAUGAAAGAGCGGAUGGCAAUUGAGGAUUCAGCCCCGUCGCAGAAACCCAAGCCGCCCACCCAGGAAGAGCUGAAGACGUUUAUGGACAGCAUGCUUCAAAAGGCUGGGAAAGUUCGUUCCUUGAUCCGAGACCUGAAGCAGAACUAUUCUCAAAGCAGCUCAAUGACUACGCAUGUCGACGAGUUGACAAAGUUGCUGAAGAACAUGGAUGCCGAGUAUGACAAGUGCAACAUGGUUUGCGCAAAUGGCGAGGUCAACGGUUACAACUCAAAGUUUGUUGCCGAAGGAACUGCUGCCAUGAAAGCGGCGACUUUUGCGUCCUCCAUGCCAGUUUAUGGAUACAUCGCGUUCUACCUUAGGUGCAGUGCGGCCAUUGCAGCGGAGAACAAAAUCAGGAAUGCCAAGAAAUAUGAGAAGAAGGAUUCAAAGCCGGCUACCCCGAAAGCGCUGGCUGCCCCGAAAGUUUCCAGUGCCAAGCCCUCCGGUUCUGGCAAGAGACCUGCUUCCGAGACGACCGACACGGUUUCGGCGCCUAAGAAGAAGAGUAAGAGCAAGGCCAAGAAGUGUGCUGGCCAGGCACUUCGUGUCAUAGCCGGUGACGUUGCCGAAGGUAAGCCCGGCUGCCGGAACGUGCGUCUGGGAGGUGACACGGUCAACACAGAUCUGAAAGGGACAGCCAAAGGCGUUGUUCGGGACAUUGGGAAGGAAAGCGCGGCCAAAUCUCCAGGCUUGAACGAGUUGGCCAGGUGUAGCGAAAAGAAUUCGGAAAGAGAUUUGCAGAACGUUACCAGCAAAAAAAAAUUGCUGUCACUGCCAAUUCCCUUGUCAACCAUUCCGAAACCUCCUGGAAUGCGAUAUGCUGGAGACUUCCAUGCAAUCAGUCUCAGGAAUUGGUGCAAGUUUCUUGUGACAUACUCUUGCUGGCAUGUCUUGUGUGGCCUGGUCCAGCCGAACCCUCCCCGAGAACGUGCGAUACUUCAAGAGUUUUGGCGGCGUUACCGGCUUUGGAGGCUGAACCAUGACCUCUGGAAGCUUGUUGAUUCCAGAAACAUUGACCUUUCGCGCACGGCACCAAUGGUUUUACCCGGCGAUGAAGGCCGAGGCUUCAAAAAGUCAGCGUUUUUGCUUUGUGCUUAUCACAGUUACAUCGGGCGGGGCACAGACCUGGCGAAUUCCACAAGAACUGCAAAACCAUAUGUUUCGAUGAAACUCAACUACGGAGGGAAUAGUUGGUCCCAUCGAUUUGUCACUGCCUGCCUCCCGAAGAUGAACAAAGAUGAAGCAGCAUUCCAAGCAAUUUGUGACUUCAUGACCGAAGAUGCCUUGGACCUCAUCAACAAUGGGGUGGUGGAUUCGACAGGAACCAAAUAUCAUAUGGUUGUUUUACAGUGCUCCGGCGACUGGCAGUGGCUGGUCAAGGCAGGCUGCCUUGCUCGCAGUUAUGCUAACUGCGAGAAGAGGCCUCGAGCACCCACUGCCCGACCAAGAGGGAUAUGCCACCUGUGUCGUGCCGGGCAGGUAAAUGUCCCAUUCGAGGACUUCAGGUUGCAAGCUGCGUGGAGGUCGACGCAAUUUCAACUUGACGACUGCCCAUUCACCUCUGUCCCUUCGUUGCUUCGACUUCCACAUGAAGCAGACAAACCUUCGCAGUUUUUCUCAUUUGACCUUUGGCACGCCUACCACCUUGGUCUGGGGAAGUGUUUCCUGGGAUCAGCGCUUGCAGUUAUUUCAGAAUACAUGCCUGGCUCGAACAUUGACCUUCGUUUCCAAAAUUUGACAACUGUUUUCCUCCAAUGGGCAGAAGAUUCGAAGACCACUCCUUAUAUCACCAUACUGACGAAAGAAGGGAUUCAAUGGCCAGACAAAAAGUCGUACCCUAACGGAAGCUGGCACAAGGGGCAUGUGACCACAACCCUCAUGAGAUUCGUGGUGUGGUUUUUGGAAACUCGCAAUUAUGCGUUGGAUGCUAUGUUGGUCAAGAUUUUAGAAGCAGCAAGGGCAAUGAACGAAGCCAUGACCAUUUUGUACAGCAAUGAUGUGUGGUUGCCCAGACUGGUAGCAAAUCAGGUUGGGAGACUUGGACGACGCCACAUGGAACUAUACCAGGAAAUGGCCACUAUCUGCUUCCGCCAAGGGCAGGCCCUGUGGCCUUUUAUGCCCAAAGCUCACAUUUGUGAUCACAUCUGGUCUGAACUUGAGUUCUGCGAGGCCCCACACAUAAUUUCACCGUUAUGCCAUGCUGUCCAGAUAGACGAGGACAUGGUUGGCCGAGUGUCGCGUGUGUCGCGACGAGUUUCACCCAUGCAAGUAAUUAAAAGGGUAUUGCAAAGGACGCUCCAUGCAUCCUUUGCCCAUUUUGUCAAGUGCGGCUACGUCCACUCGAGGUGA